Molecule: messenger RNA, 447 nt
Organism: Trypanosoma grayi
Lineage: Eukaryota; Euglenozoa; Kinetoplastea; Trypanosomatida; Trypanosomatidae
Product: 60S acidic ribosomal protein P2-B
Exons: 1
Coding region: 1-447 (148 amino acids)
Biological process (GO): cytoplasmic translational elongation; translation
Cellular component (GO): ribosome; cytosolic large ribosomal subunit
Molecular function (GO): structural constituent of ribosome
Source: RefSeq, a predicted model, not a curated record
AUGUCGAUGAAGUACCUUGCCGCGUACGCCCUGGCGUCGCUGAAGAACCCCACGCCCACGGUCUCUGAUGUGGAGGCCAUCUGCAAGGCGACCGGCGUUGCCGUCGAGGCNACAGUCAUGUCGAUGAAGUACCUUGCCGCGUACGCCCUGGCGUCGUUGAAGAACCCCACGCCCACGGUCUCUGAUGUGGAGGCCAUCUGCAAGGCGACCGGCGUUGCCGUCGAGGCGGACUCCCUCGCCUUCGUGAUGGAGUCUGUUGCGGGGCGCAGCGUCGCUCAGCUCGUGGCGGAGGGCGCGGCGAAGAUGAGCACCGUUGCCGCUGCUGCUCCCGCUGCCGGUGGUGCCGCCGCUGCUCCCGCCGCCGCUGCUGCUCCUGCUGCUGGCAAGAAGGAAGAGAAGGAGGAGGAGGAGGAGGACGACGACAUGGGCUUCGGUCUCUUCGACUAA